Messenger RNA from Manihot esculenta (cassava), 2835 nucleotides. RefSeq names its product dual specificity protein kinase shkD. Gene Ontology annotation, molecular function: protein kinase activity; ATP binding. Gene Ontology annotation, biological process: protein phosphorylation. The record is from RefSeq and is a predicted model, not a curated record. Lineage: Eukaryota; Viridiplantae; Streptophyta; Magnoliopsida; Malpighiales; Euphorbiaceae. The transcript has 14 exons. Bases 90 to 2279 code for a protein of 729 amino acids.
UAAUAAACCCAAUAUAGCGACCACCUUCGUAAUAAACUAUUCUCUAACUCUUACCUAAACACAAACACCACCACCACCACCACCAUUUUAUGCGCGCAUCUCCGCCCACUCAUAUGGCGGGAGACCAUUCAGCCUCCAGUCUCUACAGAGUCUUGGCUGAUCGGUGUCUGAAUCUGGAGGCCAGUCAUGCAAAGUUGGAGGAGGAACUGAGAGAGCUCGUGGAGGAGAAGAAGAAAGAGAAGAAGAUAACAAAUGAUACUAGUGAGGCGAUUGUGAUGCCAGAUUCUGAUAAGGCGACGUCAGAUUCCGGUUGGGGAUGUGUACCGGGGUUCUUUACGGCAGGAAGUCCAUAUAAGAAGGUGCUAGAUUCCAUGGGACAUGCUGUUCAUGUGUGUACUGCUGCCUCUGGAGAGAUCGUAUAUUGGAAUCAUUCUGCUGAAAAUCUGUAUGGAUGGAAGGACUAUGAAGUCCUUGGACUAAGUGUUGCUGAGCUCCUUGUAGAUGAAGAAUACUACGCACCUCUCAAUAAAAUUGUAGGAAGAUUAGGUUUCGGGCAAUCCUGGUCAGGUCAGUUUCCUUUUAAGAAGAGGUCUGGAGAAAAUUUUAUGGCAAUGGUCACAAAAAGCCCAUUGUAUGAGGAUGGUAAGCUAGCUGGUAUCAUCACUGUUUCAAGUGAUGCGGCAACAUUCAAUUCUCCAAAUUCAGAGAAUCGGAGAACUUAUCAAGAUCGUGCUAGAGUACCUAGGAUAAAUUUGAAAAAGAUUCAGCAGCAUCCCCGCCAACUAAUUGCUCCAGUGCCACAGAUUGCAUCGUCGGUUUCCAAUCUGGCCUCCAGACUUAUACCACGGAAACACGACAAUGACACGUGUGAUGGACCUGAGAAUUCAAGUGACAAAGAACAUGCUGCUACAAAAGCCAAGGGUGUUAAGUCAGCCUUACCUGGUGCACUAGCAGCUAAGGUGUUAUCGAAGCUGCACAUUGGAGGAAUUGGAAGCACCGGAAAAGAAGAUGUCAGCGGUCCACAAAAUAGCCUAAGUGAUACCACAUUUAGCUAUAAAUCAACAAAUGAGAUUAAUAAUUCUAGAGCCUCAGAGCCAUCAGGUUCUCACCACUGCACCAGUAAUACUGACUGUGAGGGAGGAAUUCCACACAAAAUAAAUAUGUUAUAUGCAGAUUCAAAAGUAAAUUCAAGCAGAAACAUUGAGGCCUCCGAAGAGAGUUGUCAAGCCUCUAUAAUAGAGUACAAUCAAUGUCUUGGGUCAGCUAAACCAGGAGAUCCAUUGCCCAGAUUAAGUUGCAAAGAGGAUGAGAAUGAAUUGGAGCCUGAACCACCAAACUUGGAAACUGCAGAUACAGAAGUCAAAGCACAAAGACAGAAAGAUGGGACAUCUAGCACAGUAGGAAGUCCACCAAGCAGAGGGGAUAGGGAGUCGAGUUCUGUGGUAGAUUGUGAGAUUCACUGGGAAGAUCUACAACUGGGAGAGGAGAUUGGGCAAGGUUCAUAUGCUGUUGUCCAUCGUGGAAUUUGGAAUGGAUCAGAUGUUGCGGUUAAGGUUUACUUUGGCAACCAAUACAGAGAAGAAACUUUGCAAGACUACAAAAAGGAGAUUGAUAUAAUGAAGAGACUUAGACAUCCAAAUGUGUUGCUAUUCAUGGGAGCAGUAUAUUCACCCGAACGACUUGCAAUUGUUACAGAAUUCUUGCCGAGGGGAAGCCUCUUCAAAACACUUCACAAAAACAAUCAGGCCUUGGACAUUAGACGACGUCUAAGGAUGGCCCUGGAUGUUGCUAGAGGUAUGAAUUAUUUGCAUCGCAGAAAUCCGCCAAUAGUUCAUAGAGACCUCAAGUCUUCCAACCUUCUAGUUGAUAAAAACUGGACUGUCAAGGUUGGAGACUUUGGCCUGUCUAGGUGGAAGAAUGCGACCUUCAUAACUGCAAAAUCUGGAAGAGGAACUCCUCAGUGGAUGGCCCCUGAAGUCCUCCGAAACGAACCGUCAAAUGAAAAGUCUGAUGUGUUUAGCUUUGGCGUCAUCCUGUGGGAACUAAUGGCUGUAUCCAUUCCAUGGAUCAAUCUGAAUGCCAUACAGGUAGUUGGAGUUGUAGGCUUCAUGGACAGAAGAUUGGAAUUGCCAGAAGGCAUAGAUCCCAAGGUAGCAUCCAUUAUUCGAGAUUGUUGGCAAAGUGAUCCAGAACAACGUCCAUCAUUUGGAGACAUAAUUCAUCGAAUGACAAGCAUAGUACAAAGAGUUGCUCCAUCUUCAGUUCAGAGGGCUUCAUAGAGUUGGAUUGCAAUCUCCCUCGUAGAUUUAAAGAGAAAAAUACAUGACAAAAAUAGCUGUUCUAAAUCUCUUCCUCAAGAGAAAAGGGAAACUAGCAGCAACAAGAAGGAGAUGGGCUGCUAACAGCAGGUAGCUCCAUUUCCAUCACAGUGGAAUUUUACUCCAGGGACUUGAAGAUAUGUGGUGGUCGUCCCAUUCAGUAAGUCAGAUUCCAACACGAAGUCACCAGGUGAUCUGCAUAAUUUUCCAUGAAAAUUGUGAAAAUUUUGAUCAUUAUUUUUUAGAAGCAAGAUCUUAUCCAUCAAUGUGUGCCUAGACCUUCAUAAAAAGAAAAUUUGAUUUAAACACAUGGUGUCUGCAUUGUCAAUAUGCACUUGGUUACUCUGAUUUGAAGUACAACAACUUAUGCUUAAUGUGGGAAAUGGACUUAGCAAUUGUGCUAGUGACUUCCCUUCUGCCUUGUCUAAAAAUCAAGUAUUAAAUGUUACUUUAGACAUAAUUUUGAUUGAUGUUAAGGUCUAAAUAUGGGUAUGCCAUUAUCUUUUUAUCUUUACAA